AAUUGUAACUCAAAUUUCAGGUCAUCCAAAGGGGUGGAAGAGGUGCACCAAGCUGAUUACAAUAUUCCGCAAGGCUUUGAUCCAGCACUGGAUGAGAGCCUUGCGGAAUUCGGUUUGCGUCUUCUGCGAGCUGACUCUGAUGUUUCCUCAAAGGUGAUAUCACCGGCUUCGGCUGCAGUCGCACUUGCAAUGGUCUAUGCUGGUGCUAAUGGAAAGACAAAAUCUCAGAUUGAAGCAGUCCUAGCUAAAGGUAUUGACUAG
This is a messenger RNA of Anisakis simplex (herring worm), 261 nucleotides long. The record is from the annotation of a GenBank genome assembly. NCBI's taxonomy places the organism in Eukaryota, Metazoa, Nematoda, Chromadorea, Rhabditida, Anisakidae.